Penicillium macrosclerotiorum is the source of this 360-nucleotide messenger RNA. RefSeq lists its product as uncharacterized. The record is from RefSeq and is a predicted model, not a curated record. The coding region runs from base 1 to 360 and encodes 119 amino acids. Lineage: Eukaryota; Fungi; Ascomycota; Eurotiomycetes; Eurotiales; Aspergillaceae. The transcript has a single exon.
AUGCCCUACAUCCCAUGGCUGCGCAUCCCUGCUUUGGCUAUGCAGUCCCACCCCAUUUCCAACCUUUCGCCUCCUGCCCACGUUGUCCAAUCUCGCCCCUAUCCCCAAGCACAAAGACCACACGAACCCACGAACCAUGGUCGGCCCAUCUCCACUCGUCCCACUCAUCCACCGAUCGGCGGUCUUGGCAUCAAGGUCCAACAAAGAAACCGCGCCAGCCACAUCCUGCGUCUCGACCACCUACACGAAAGAAUCGGCCGAUUCGAGCGUCGCAAGCGGAUAUCGGUCCAGGAAUCACACCGGAAAUUACUUCUAAACUCCGGUCCCAACGUCAUGGACGGCUGCGUAGCCCCUGUCUAG